Mesocricetus auratus (golden hamster) is the source of this 2070-nucleotide messenger RNA. It is a transcript of the gene Mthfd2, whose product is annotated as methylenetetrahydrofolate dehydrogenase (NADP+ dependent) 2, methenyltetrahydrofolate cyclohydrolase. Gene Ontology annotation, biological process: tetrahydrofolate interconversion. NCBI's taxonomy places the organism in Eukaryota, Metazoa, Chordata, Mammalia, Rodentia, Cricetidae. The record is from RefSeq and is a predicted model, not a curated record. The transcript is spliced from 8 exons. Gene Ontology annotation, molecular function: methylenetetrahydrofolate dehydrogenase (NADP+) activity; methylenetetrahydrofolate dehydrogenase (NAD+) activity; methenyltetrahydrofolate cyclohydrolase activity. The coding region runs from base 59 to 1111 and encodes 350 amino acids. Gene Ontology annotation, cellular component: mitochondrion.
GGUAUAGCUUCGUGGCCCGCGCGCGCGCUUCUCUCCGGCGCGGGCACCGGCGCGGGCCAUGGCUUCAUCCUCUCUGUUAUCCGCGUUGGCUGUGCGGUUGCUGCGCCCCGCGCACGGCUGCCACUCGCGCCUGCAACCCUUCCACCUGGCGGCAGUGCGCAACGAAGCUGUUGUCAUUUCUGGAAGGAAACUGGCUCAGCAGAUCAAGCAAGAAGUGCGACAGGAGGUGGAAGAGUGGGUGGCCUCAGGCCACAAGCGGCCACAUCUCAGUGUCAUUCUGGUUGGUGACAACCCUGCCAGCCACUCCUAUGUUCUCAACAAAACCAGGGCAGCAGCUGAAGUGGGGAUCAACAGCGAGACAAUUGUGAAACCAGCCUCAGUUUCAGAGGAAGAGCUAUUGAGUUCAAUCAGGAAAUUGAACAAUGAUGAAAACGUAGAUGGCCUCCUUGUUCAGCUGCCACUCCCAGAGCACAUAGAUGAGAGGAAGAUCUGCAAUGCCGUUUCUCCUGACAAGGAUGUUGAUGGCUUUCACGUCAUUAACGUGGGGCGAAUGUGCUUGGACCAGUAUUCCAUGCUACCAGCCACCCCGUGGGGCGUGUGGGAGAUAAUUAAGCGAACAGGCAUCCCAACCUUAGGGAAGAACGUGGUUGUAGCCGGCAGGUCAAAAAACGUUGGAAUGCCGAUUGCAAUGUUGCUGCACACUGAUGGAGCACACGAACGGCCUGGAGGUGAUGCCACAGUUACAAUAUCUCACCGAUACACUCCCAAAGAACAGCUGAAGAAGCACACGAUCCUUGCGGACAUUGUGAUAUCGGCCGCCGGCAUUCCAAAUCUGAUCACAGCUGACAUGAUCAAGGAAGGGGCAACAGUCAUCGAUGUGGGCAUAAACAGAGUUCAGGAUCCUGUCACUGCAAAGCCCAAGUUGGUUGGAGAUGUAGACUUUGAAGAGGUCAAGAAGAAAGCCGGCUACAUCACUCCUGUCCCUGGGGGUGUCGGCCCCAUGACAGUGGCCAUGCUAAUGAAGAAUACCAUUAUUGCUGCAAAGAAAGUGCUGAGGCCUGAAGAGCUGGGGGUGCUGCAGUCCAAGCAGCGUGGAGUUGCCACCAACUAGCUGUACUCCAUGCCGGUCUGGGAGGCAAAGCGGGCCAAGAGGAAUGCAGUGUUUUUAAUUUAUUCUGUUGAAAUGGUUUGAAAUAAUGUUUGUAUUUAUUGAAACCUUAAACGGGUGGAUGUGUGUGCGCAUGGCUCUGCAGAACCUCGCCAGGGUGCCCAUCAGUGUCCUGCCAGUCACCUGGUGACGCAGGGGAGACAUCCUCACGCCGAGAAAGGAUGCUGAACUUCAUCAAAAAGCCUGCCUUUUUAGGCUCUCAUUUCCCAAGUGCUAUUUAUUCCAAAAUGAGUUGAUGACUCAUCUGAGGUGCCAAGCCUUCGGAGUUCAACUUUCAAACCAAAGGAAAACUUUCUAGAGAAAACUAGGGGAAAGGAAGAAAGGCAGCACCAAGAGAAGGACGGCACUCCCUUACUUCCUGUGCACGCCAGGUCAGCGCAGGUUUCUCUGAGGAGAGCUCACUUGGCUGGGUUGGCAGAGGAAAGCCCAGCAUUGCUAGCUGUCACCCUGUGACUGAGUCACUGGGGAAGGUUUAGGAUUUCCCCACUUGCUGUUACCAUCCUGUGAGCUUGCCCUAUUUCAGUUUUCUAGAAUCAAAAAGAUCAUUUUAUAAAUGAUGUGUGUCAUUGUCACGUUCGGCUUUUGCAGCACAUUUCAACUUUACAUUUCCAACUGUUAAGAGUGUGUGUGUCUGUUUUCUUUGACAUAAGCUUUGAGGCCUGUGUUUUGAAAAACAAAACUUGGGUGUGAUAAUCAUGAGGGCAGGUUGGGUGGAACUUACUCACCACCAAAGGACUGAUGGCGGCUGCCUGUGUGUCUUUCAUGUACCAUGUUGGCUUUCCUGAAAGGUACUGAAGAGCUUGAGUUAAUGUUAAGAUUUAAUCAGAUUUUCUUAUUAAAGGGUUUUGUUGCUACUGUUGGCUUUUUGUUUCUAAAUAAAACACAUCUGUCUGGUGUGGAAA